AUGUACAUUGACCACCUGGGCUUGUGCGAUGUCGACAUCCACCUUGGACUUAUCGAUGGCGAUGCCGCCGUCGACAAGCCGGUGGGCGCACCUGCGUUCCAGCAGAACGACAACCAGCACAUCGAUAUCGACGAGACAAAUUUGAUCAUAACGAUCGAAGUCAUCGACGACUUACCGUCCAUCUGCGCCACGUGUUCGACGGCGGAACUGAGGCGGGCUCUGGGCCGCAACCCACCGCGCCCGACUGCGCUUGCCCCGGGCCGAUUGCGAGCGGGCCGAGCUACAGGCCGCGGCGCAGACCUGCCAGAACAGCCGAGCUGCCCAGGGGGCCCGCGGCGCGCCGCGCGGCCAGCCGCUGGGCGCCAGCCGCUGGACGAGCAGGGUACCCGCCCGAAGACCUGCGCGCUGGGCGGUGGCGUCGAGCGCCGCUGCGGCAGCCUCGAGCACAGCGUCACUGGCUUGGUCAGGCGCUGGCUGCGCCAGGAACCGCUCACGGAGCAGUGCGUCCCGACGUGGGAUCGGGAGCGCAACCGGCGGCCAAGGGGCCCGCCCGGCGCGGACCUGGUUGGGCGCGCGGUCCUCGAUGUGGAAUGCCACGAGCGGGCCGUCCCGCAUUGGGUCGACGUGUCGGUCCGCCACCCCGCCGCCGACGACGUGGCGCCAGCGGCGGCGCGCCAUGCCGGCGAGGCCGCCCGGCAGAACGGCAGAAACACGCCAGGCUGGCGCUUUUGGAGCUUGACCAUGGAGAGACAGAGCCAGCUGGCCGAACUGAACUGGUCCGGGCGCAGGCCAGCGCCGGGCGACGGGUGGGCGCGCUCCGGGCGGCUGGCCGAGCUGCUGGCGACGCCGACGGGGCUGGGCGCGGCGCGGCGGGCUGGGGGGCGCUGCGUGGGGGCGCUGGAGCAGCUGGCGAGGGCGCCCUUUCCUGGAACACUGCGCGGGGUGCCUGGCGCAAUGGCGGGGGCCGGGCUGGAGGGCGCACUGGCGGGGAGGCCCAGGGCGUGCGACUACGCCAUCGUCGCGCUCGGCGUCGCGCUCCCAGGCGACGCCAGGUAUAGGCCCCCGGCCGGCGCGUCCCACCAUUCUCAAGGCCCCGGACACGAGCGGCUCACGGUGGUUCUCGACCUGGACGAGACGCUGGCGCAUUGCCGCCUGGAGCCCGCCCGGGGCCUGCGGCACGCCUUCGCCGUGGAGUUCGAGGAGACAGGCGCCCGCGGCUUCGUGUACCCGCGACCCUGCGUGGGUCUGUUCCUGGAGGCCGCGGCGCGGCUGUUCGAGGUCGUGGUCUUCACGGCCUCCUCGCAGCGCUACGCCGACCAGGUGCUGGACGGGCUCGACCCCAGUGGCGGGCGCAUCUCCGCCCGGCUGUACCGACACCACUGCACCGAGGUCGGCCACGGCUACUUCAAGGACCUGCGGCGGCUGGGCCGGGCCCUGGACAGGACGGUGCUGGUGGACGACCGAGAGCUGAUGGAGUUGCUGCUGGUGUUGCAGCGCAUUGCCCAGCACGGCUCCGUGCCUGGCUUCCUGAGCAGCCGUUACGGGCUGAGGGCCUUCGUCGAGCGGCUGCGGCGCGAACCUGGGCUGCUCGGCGAGCCACCCGACGGCGGCUGA
This is a messenger RNA of Prorocentrum cordatum, 1614 nucleotides long. The record is from the annotation of a GenBank genome assembly. Lineage: Eukaryota; Dinophyceae; Prorocentrales; Prorocentraceae.